AUGCAGGCCGAUGACCUUGCAUGGAUUAUCUUUACCUCGGGCACAACGGGCAAGCCGAAAGGAGUGAUGAGGACGCCGCGCAGCGAGGCGAUCGCUGCCUUCUUGCGUUCUCCAUCGCUUUUGAUGGCUGUCUAUGACUGGCUCGCGACCGUGCACGAAAUUACCCUGGAUAUCAUCGAGUUCGAUGGGCUGACGCAUUCGCUGCCUCCAUCUCUGAUGGCCGACCCCCGCACGAACACGUCCAACGUGCUCUGCUUCCUAGAUGUCCCGGCGCCGUCGCCAAAUUGGAGUCACAAGGACCGCCAGAAGCAUUACUAUACUUUAUCGUGGUAUAUCACCCAGCGGGGUGAGUUCGUGGCAACGGAUUCCACUCGUGUCGUGGAGUUUACUGCCACUUAA
This is a messenger RNA of Aspergillus tubingensis, 399 nucleotides long. Its product is annotated as putative NRPS-like enzyme. The transcript is spliced from 2 exons. The coding region runs from base 1 to 399 and encodes 132 amino acids. The record is from RefSeq and is a predicted model, not a curated record. Lineage: Eukaryota; Fungi; Ascomycota; Eurotiomycetes; Eurotiales; Aspergillaceae.